AUGGCCGACCACCUCGCCAAGCAGGCGGUCACUGCGGAAGCACAGCAUGGCUUCCUUCACCUUGUAUCAUCCCAUAUAAGGGCCGGUCACAAGAAGAUCCAAGAGGAGUGGCAACAGGAAUGGGUUUCCUCAACGAAGGGCAAACACUUGAAACGAAUCGACAGCGGACCCCCAACCAAGCGAAGUCUGCGUGUAUAUGGCAUCUUGACGAGACACCAAAACCUAUCUCCUAGCCCAACUGCGGACGGGCCACUCCUGGCUGGGGCCACACCGCCUGAAAUUGAAAUACGCAGACAGUGA
Molecule: messenger RNA, 300 nt
Organism: Exophiala aquamarina CBS 119918
Lineage: Eukaryota; Fungi; Ascomycota; Eurotiomycetes; Chaetothyriales; Herpotrichiellaceae
Exons: 1
Coding region: 1-300 (99 amino acids)
Source: RefSeq, a predicted model, not a curated record